Molecule: messenger RNA, 1347 nt
Organism: Knipowitschia caucasica
Lineage: Eukaryota; Metazoa; Chordata; Actinopteri; Gobiiformes; Gobiidae
Source: the annotation of a GenBank genome assembly
AUGUGGAUGUUUUCUGCUGUACUCAGUGCGUCAGAGGAGGAGGAGACAGAGGAGGAGGAGACAGAGGAGGACACAGAGGAGGAGGAGACAGAGGAGGACACAGAGGAGGAGACAGAGGAGGAGGAGACAGAGGAGGAGACAGAGGAGGAGACAGAGGAGGAGACAGAGGAGGAGGAGACAGAGGAGGAGGAGACAGAGGAGGAGACAGAGGAGAACACAGAGGAGGACACAGAGGAGGAGGAGACAGAGGAGGAGGAGACAAAGGAGUACCACCGUGCCGCUGCGGAGGAGGAGACAGAGGAGGAGACAGAGGAGGAGACAGAGGAGGAGACAGAGGAGGAGGAGACAGAGGAGGAGGAGACAGGGGAGGACACAGAGGAGGAGGAGACAGAGGAGGAGGAGACAGAGGAGGACACAGAGGAGGAGGAGACAGAGGAGGAGACAGAGGAGGAGACAGAGGAAGAGACAGAGGAGGAGGAGACAGAGGAGGAGACAGAGGAAGAGACAGAGGAGGAGGAGACAGAGGAGGAGACAGAGGAGGAGACAGAGGAGGAGACAGAGGAGGAGGAGACAGAGGAGGACACAGAGGAGGAGGAGACAGAGGAGGAGACAGAGGAGGAGGAGACAGAGGAGGAGACAGAGGAGGAGGAGACAGAGGACGAGGAGACCGAGGAGGAGGAGACAGAGGAAGAGAGAGAGAAGGAGACAGAGGAGGAGACAGAGGAGGAGACCGAGGAGGAGGAGACAGAGGAGGAGACAGAAGAGGAGACCGAGGAGGAGGAGACAGAGGAGGAGACAGAGGAGGAGACAGAGGAGGAGACAGAGGAAGAGACAGAGGAGGACACAGAGGAGGAGGACACAGAGGAGGAGGAGACAGAGGAGGAGGAGACAGAAGAGGAGACAGAGGAGGACGGGAGGAGACAGAGGAUGAACCACACGGUGACGGAGGAGGUGAUGGAGGAGGUGAUGGAGGAGGAGAUGGAGGAGGUGAUGGAGGUGAUGGAGGAGGUGAUGGAGGAGGAGAUGGAGGAGGUGAUGGAGGAGGUGAUGGAGGAGGAGAUGGAGGAGGUGAUGGAGGAGGUGAUGGAGGAGGUGAUGGAGGAGGAGAUGGAGGAGGUGAUGGAGGAGGUGAUGGAGGAGGUGAUGGAGGAGGAGAUGGAGGAGGUGAUGGAGGAGGAGAUGGAGGAGGUGAUGGAGGAGGUGAUGGAGGAGGUGAUGGAGGAGGAGAUGGAGGAGGUGAUGGAGGAGGAGAUGGAGGAGGUGAAGGAGGAGGUGAUGGAGGAGGUGAUGGAGGAGGUGAUGGUGGAGGUGAUGGAGGAGGUGAUGGACUCGAUGAUGGCCGUGUAG